UCUUGUGCAACAAUCCUAAAACCCUACCCAAUCCCUCGCGAUCUCCUAAAACCCUAGUCGCGGAGUUCGACAGCCUCACGCUUUCCUCCGCCAAAAUCUCAGAAAUCGGAACAAAGCCAAAGUAAAGACCAAAGAGAUUACGAAAAUGAUCGGAGCCUCAAGGCGAUCCAUCUCCUCCGUUGCUCGAUCCACGAGAUGCUUCGCUCCUUCGAUCUCCACGUCGUCGUCUCAAAUCCCCGAUUCUCGCUCGAUUAAUGGGACUGAAUCGGCCCAAGGCCCCAGGUUUUCUGCACGAUGGUUCUCUCUAUUGACUGCACCCAAUAGUAACCGUGCAGCAAAUCCGAAGAUCAGAAGCAGUCUUUUAAUCAGCAACCGAUUUGAUUCGACUGCUGCGGCCGUCGGUUCAUCGGAUCCCCCGGUUGAGAAAUUCGAGUACCAAGCUGAGGUUAGUCGUUUGAUGGACCUCAUCGUCCACAGCUUAUAUAGCAACAAGGAAGUGUUUCUUCGUGAAUUGGUUAGCAACGCUAGUGAUGCGCUCGACAAACUUCGGUUUUUGGGUGUUACUCAGCCUGAACUUUUGAAGGAUGCUGCUGAUCUUGACAUUCGUAUCCAGACUGACAAGGAUAAUGGGAUAAUUACAAUUACAGAUACGGGGAUUGGUAUGACCAGAGAAGAGCUGGUCAAUUGCCUUGGGACCAUUGCAGAGAGUGGAACUGCGAAGUUCUUAAAGGCUGUAAAGGAGAACCAGGAAGCUGGUGGAGACAGCAAUUUAAUUGGGCAAUUUGGUGUUGGGUUCUAUUCAGCAUUCCUUGUAUCUGAUAAGGUUAUUGUUUCAACAAAGAGCCCAAAAUCAGAUAAACAAUUUGUGUGGGAGGCUGAAGCAAAUGCCAACUCCUACACUGUACGUGAGGAAACUGAUCCUGAAAAGCUACUUCCGAGAGGAACUCGUCUUACAUUGUACCUAAAGCGUGACGACAAGGGUUUUGCUAACCCUGAGAAGAUUGAAAAUCUUGUGAAAAAUUACUCACAGUUUGUGUCAUUUCCUAUUUAUACAUGGAAAGAGAAGGGAUUUACCAAAGAGGUUGAGGUUGAUGAUGAUUCAUCAAAAAGUGAUUCAUCACAAAAUGAGGGGGGAGAAGACACCAGUGUUGAGAAAAAGAAGAAGACUAAAAAAGUAAUUGAGAAAUAUUGGGAAUGGGACCUAGCUAAUGAGACACAACCUAUUUGGCUUCGCAAUCCUAAAGAUGUCACCACAGCGGAAUACAAUGACUUCUAUAGGAAGACUUUUAAUGAAUACUUGGAUCCUUUGGCAUCUUCACAUUUCACUACUGAGGGGGAGGUUGAAUUCAGAUCUGUCCUGUUUGUUCCUGCGACUAGGAAGGAUGAUUUAAUCAAAGAAAAAACAAAGAACAUAAGGCUAUAUGUCAAGCGUGUGUUCAUAUCUGAUGACUUUGACGGGGAAUUGUUCCCGAGAUAUCUGAGCUUUGUGAAAGGAGUUGUGGAUUCAAAUGACCUUCCUCUGAAUGUUUCACGAGAGAUUCUUCAAGAAAGUCGUAUUGUACGCAUUAUGAGAAAACGAUUAGUUCGCAAGGCGUUUGAUAUGAUAUUGGGCAUCUCUCUCAGCGAGAACAGAGAUGAUUAUGAUAGAUUCUGGGAGAACUUUGGGAAAUUCUUAAAAUUAGGCUGCAUUGAAGAUAAGUCAAACCACAAACGCCUUGCACCAUUGCUUCGCUUUUUCUCUUCUCACAGUGAGAAUGAAUUUAUUGGCUUAGACGAAUAUGUGGAAAGCAUGAAGCCAGACCAGAAGGCUAUUUACUACAUUGCAGCAGACAGCAUCACGAGUGCGAAAAAUACACCUUUCCUCGAGAGGCUUGUUCAGAAGGAUUAUGAGGUGCUGUUUUUGGUUGAUCCCAUGGAUGAGGUUGCUAUCAAUAGUCUGGAGUCCUACAAGGAAAAGAAAUUUGCAGAUAUCAGCAAGGAAGAUUUGGAUUUAGGUGAUAAGAAUGAGGAGAAGGAGAAAGAGAUUAAGCAAGAAUUUGGUCAGACAAUUGACUGGAUAAAGAACAGACUAGGUGAUAAGGUUGCUAGCGUUCAAAUUUCCAACCGUCUUAGUACUUCACCAUGUGUCCUCGUCUCUGGGAAGUUUGGAUGGUCAGCCAACAUGGAGAGGUUGAUGAAGGCCCAAACACAUGGGGAACCAUCUAGCUUGGAGUUCAUGAAGGGAAGGAGAGUAUUCGAAAUUAAUCCAGAGCAUCCAAUCAUUAAAGAAUUAAAUGUUGCAAGUAGGACGAAUCCUGACAAUCUCGAGGCUUUGAAGGCUAUUGAUAUUCUCUAUGACACGGCUUUGAUUUCCAGUGGCUUCACUCCUGAUAAUGCCAGGGAGUUGGGCGGCAAAAUUUAUGAGAUGAUGAGCGUGGCUUACUCGGGCAAAUGGAGAGCUCCAUCCGCCGAGGUGCAUCCUGACCCCCCAAGAACUCUAGAGACAAUUGAAGCCGAAGUUGUUGAGCCUCCGAGAACUCCAGAAACAGUUGAACCCGAAGCUGUGGAGCCAACUGACGUUAGGGGCCAGAAAUAAAUUGCCCCUACUAACUAAAAUCUUUUCUGAUGGUUACUGUCGCUGAGAGCAUUUUUUUUACUGUUACCUAGAGUUGAUUAGAGUCUAGGAUAGAAUACGAGCUCUUUGGUGUUAUAAUCAUUUGGAUCUCAGUUUGGCUCGAUAUUGAGAGCGUAAGCCCAUAACUUUUCUUUCCAUCGGCUUGUGGUUAAUAAGAACUUCGAACUGGUCUCAUAUAGUAUUUGUUAUAAGUUAAUGAGAAAUGCUAAUUAACACAUUUGCACCAAUCUAAUUUAGGAUCUGCCCUCGGUUGAGUAUGAGAGAAUGCUUUGCUUAUUUUUCUGGUCGAGUGGCCAAAAUCUUUUUUCAAGUUAAUUUCUCUUUUGUGUUGAUGGGAUCUGUCAACUGGACAUUAUGAUGUGUGGUUGUAAAAGUCUUCAACUCUGAUGAUCUGUGGAGGUCA
Molecule: messenger RNA, 3017 nt
Organism: Asparagus officinalis (garden asparagus)
Lineage: Eukaryota; Viridiplantae; Streptophyta; Magnoliopsida; Asparagales; Asparagaceae
Product: heat shock protein 90-6, mitochondrial-like
Exons: 20
Coding region: 146-2575 (809 amino acids)
Biological process (GO): protein folding; cellular response to heat; protein stabilization
Cellular component (GO): cytosol; protein-containing complex; plasma membrane
Molecular function (GO): ATP binding; ATP-dependent protein folding chaperone; ATP hydrolysis activity
Source: RefSeq, a predicted model, not a curated record